CAAGCUUUUACGAGACUCCCAUCUUUCAGUCGGGCUGCCUUCCUUUCAGUCGAUUGUCGUACAAUCCUCGAUGUUUACCAUAUGCCGGCUUGACACAGGCACGCAAACAUACAUACAUCCACGGACAUCUACCUAUCUUCCUCUCUGGAUCAUACAUCCCGCUCCUCCUGUAUGGGGCCGGCGGAUAGCUCUCCGUGACAAACGCUUGGCGCCCUUCAACCCGAUUUCACGAUGUUUCAAGUCAGUGUUUCGCAUUGGAGGUGCCCCUGGCGCAAUAAACGAUGGAACCGGACUCCCAUCAUGACACCCAAACCUCGAAACGACCGGCGGCCACCUAAUUCACACGUGGAAUCAUGCUACGUUGAUUCGGACAUUACCACGGCCGGUAGAUUGUCCAUGAGGACACGUGAAAAUGGGCAGCGCUGGGGAUGCCGAAAGCAUAUAUGACCUGCUCUCUCCAUGCUUUCUGAAAUCACGUCCUUUGGAGAUGCUCCGAGUCUUCUGUCAUCUUUCCCAGGUUGUCCUUCACUCUCUGUCAUUGCCUCGACAUCUCUAGCCUACGCAGUAGAGACGGCAUAGGCAGGCACUCUAGAUCACCUCCCUGACAGGCCAUCCUGGGAAAGGUGCGGAACAGCCCGCAGCGAUCAAUAAACCUGGAGAAUGCUGCAUGUUUACUUCCCAAACAGGCUAGUUAGUCUCUUUGCUGAACAUGCCAUUAGUCACUUCACUAUGGCGCUUUUGGUCCGAUCCCGGCCCUGGUGAGCCAUGCUAACGUAUGAUUCGUCCAACAUUUUGGAAGCUAUCCGCGGUACUUUGUCUUUUCCUCCGUCGGCAUUUCUCCACUCCUCGAGACUUUUUCCUUUUUCUCUUCUACAAAGUCACUUGAAACAGAAAAAAAAGAUGGCGGCCAGGACUCUGAAGAUUGGUCUCAUCCCCGGUGAUGGCAUCGGCAAGGAAGUCAUUCCCGCCGGCCGGCGCAUCCUCGAGGCUCUCCCGGCCUCUCUGGGCUUGAAGUUCGAGUUCAUCGACCUCAAGGCCGGCUGGGAAACCUUUGAGCAGACCGGCAACGCCCUGCCCGAAGAGACAGUCUCGAUCCUCAAGUCCGAGUGCGAUGGCGCCCUUUUCGGAGCCGUCAGCUCGCCCACCAAGGCCGUCAAGGGCUACUCCUCUCCCAUCGUCGCCCUGCGCAAGAAGCUCGACCUGUACGCCAACGUGCGUCCCGUCAAGUCGGUCCGGGGCCCCGGCGUCAAGCCCAUCGACAUGGUGAUUGUGCGCGAGAACACGGAGGACCUGUACGUCAAGGAGGAGAAGACGUACGACACGCCCGAGGGCAAGGUGGCCGAGGCCAUCAAGCGCAUCUCGCAGCGCGCCUCGUCGCGCAUCGCCACCAUCGCCGGUGAGAUCGCCCUGCGCCGCCAAAAGAUCCGCGAGGGCGGUUCCCCUUCCAUCCACAAGGGCCCUCUCGUGACCGUUACCCACAAGUCCAACGUCUUGUCCCAGACCGACGGCCUCUUCCGCUCCACCGCCCGUGAGGCCCUCGCCGCCGGCCGCUUCACUUCUGUCGCCGUUGAGGAGCAGAUUGUCGACUCGAUGGUGUACAAGCUCUUCCGCCAGCCCGAGGCCUACGACGUCAUUGUCGCGCCCAACCUGUACGGUGACAUUCUCUCUGACGGCGCUGCCGCCCUCGUCGGCUCGCUCGGUCUCGUUCCCUCGGCCAACGUCGGCGAGGGUUUUGCCAUCGGUGAGCCCUGCCACGGCUCCGCGCCCGACAUUCAGGGCCAGAACAUUGCCAACCCCAUCGCUACGCUCCGCUCUGCUGCGCUCAUGCUCGAGUUCCUCAACGAGGAGGAGGCCGCGGCCAAGAUUUACGCUGCUGUUGAUGCUAACCUUGAGGAGGGCAAGCUGCUUAGCCCCGAUCUUGGCGGUAAGGCUAAGACCGAGGAGGUUGUGCAGGAUAUCCUCCGUCGUCUCUAAAUGGGGAGCGCGAUUAGAUGGCAAGGGUUAUGAGUCAUGAUAUUCAAAAAUGACUAGGUAUCCGGCUCGAGAACCAAAAAAAAAAAAUGGCUAUUGAAUGAUGUACUAUAUGACAUUUACAUGAGAGCGGUAUCCUCCCGCUGGACACCCUGUACAUAAUAGAUUGAGGAAGUCGUAAAUGAUGGUUUUGAACACUAACGAUAUUAGUUGCAAUUGCCG
Neurospora crassa OR74A is the source of this 2193-nucleotide messenger RNA. RefSeq names its product homoisocitrate dehydrogenase (gene lys-7). Gene Ontology annotation, cellular component: mitochondrion. The record is from RefSeq and is a predicted model, not a curated record. NCBI's taxonomy places the organism in Eukaryota, Fungi, Ascomycota, Sordariomycetes, Sordariales, Sordariaceae. Gene Ontology annotation, biological process: isocitrate metabolic process; tricarboxylic acid cycle. The coding region runs from base 766 to 1974 and encodes 402 amino acids. Gene Ontology annotation, molecular function: NAD binding; magnesium ion binding; isocitrate dehydrogenase (NAD+) activity. The transcript has 2 exons.